This is a messenger RNA of Heteronotia binoei (common prickly gecko), 5744 nucleotides long. It is a transcript of the gene YTHDC2, whose product is annotated as YTH N6-methyladenosine RNA binding protein C2. Gene Ontology annotation, molecular function: RNA binding; ATP binding. The transcript is spliced from 30 exons. Lineage: Eukaryota; Metazoa; Chordata; Lepidosauria; Squamata; Gekkonidae. The record is from RefSeq and is a predicted model, not a curated record. Bases 145 to 4449 code for a protein of 1434 amino acids. Gene Ontology annotation, cellular component: intracellular anatomical structure.
UCACCGCGGCCCAUCCGAGGUCCCGCCUCUUGCCCUCAGACGCCGCCCCUCCUCCUUUCACUUUCCUUCUCGCGAGCGGGGCGCAUUCGGCCUCUUGCAGCCGGCAGAGUUGCGGGGUGCGACCGAGCUCGGUGUUGGCUGGCUAUGUCCCGCCCGAGCAGCGUCUCCCCUCGGCCUCCGGGCUGCGGCCCGCCCAGCGGGGGCCCUUCCGCUGCCUCAGCCGCCUCCCUGUCGUCCUGCUCCGGCAGUGUCCGUGCCAAGGGGCUAAAGGAUAUUCGCAUCGAUGAAGAAGUGAAAAUCGCCGUCAACAUUGCCCUGGAGCGGUUCCGAUAUGGGGACCAGCGCGAAAUGGAAUUUCCUUCAUCUUUAACCAGUACUGAAAGAGCUUUUAUUCACCGAUUAAGUCAGUCUCUUGGUCUGAUUUCUAAAAGCAAGGGGAAAGGAGCAAACAGAUACCUAACUGUGAAGAAAAAAGAUGGAUCUGAGUUGGCACACACAAUGAUGACGUGUAAUUUGAUCCCUAACACAAAACAUGCUAUUAGAAGCCUCAUACAGCGAUUUCCUGUUACCAAUAAAGAACGGACAGAGCUUCUGCCAAAGACGGAGAGAGGAAACGUAUUUGCUGUUGAAGCUGAAAAUAGAGAAAUGAGCAAAACAAGUGGCAGACUUAACAAUGGUAUCCCUCAAAUCCCAGUUAAAAGAGGAGAAUCAGAAUUUGAUUCCUUUCGGCAGUCUCUGCCAGUUUAUGAAAAGCAGGAUGAAAUUGUUAGAAUUAUUAAAGAAAAUAAGGUUAUCUUGAUUGUGGGAGAAACUGGAUCAGGUAAAACUACUCAGAUUCCUCAAUUUUUACUGGAUGAUUGUUACAAAAAUGGAAUACCAUGUCGAAUAUUUUGCACUCAACCAAGACGUUUGGCAGCAAUUGCUGUGGCAGAAAGGGUUGCUGCUGAAAGAAGAGAAAAGAUUGGGCAGACGAUUGGCUAUCAGAUCCGUUUGGAAAGCAGGGUUUCUCCAAAGACACUGUUGACCUUUUGUACUAAUGGUGUAUUGCUUCGAACACUAAUGGCCGGAGAUAGUGCACUGUCAACUGUAACACAUGUUAUUGUGGAUGAAGUCCAUGAAAGGGAUCGGUUCAGUGACUUCUUACUUACCAAGUUAAGAGAUACAUUACAAAAACAUUCAUCUUUGAAAUUAAUACUUUCCAGUGCUGCCCUAGAUGUGAACCUCUUUGUCAGAUAUUUUGGAGGAUGUCCAGUGAUAUAUAUACCGGGAAGACCAUUUGAAGUUAAAGAGAUGUUUCUGGAAGACAUAUUAAGAAGUACUGGCUAUACAAAUAAGGAGAUGAUAAAAUACAAAAAGGAAAAACUUCGAGAGGAGAAACAACAGACAACUCUGACUGAAUGGUAUUCUGCGCAAGAUGAUUGCAAGCCAGAAUCUCAACGACAAAGAGCAAUUCCAAAUGUAGCUGAAGAAUAUGAUUUGUUGGAUGAUGGUGGAGAUACAGUUUUCAGUCAAUUGGCUGAAAAAGAUGUCAAUUGCCUUGAACCUUGGUUAAUUAAAGAGAUGGAUGCUUGUCUCUCUGAUAUUUGGUUGCGUAAAGAUGUUGAUGCCUUUGCACAGGUGUUUCACCUUAUUUUAACUGAAAAUGUCAGUGUGGACUACAGGCAUAGUGAGACAAGUGCAACAACUUUAAUGGUAGCUUCUGGAAGAGGAUUCUUGAGUCAGGUUGAACAGUUGAUUGGAAUGGGAGCAAAUGUUCACAUCAAAUCAUCCAAUGGCUGGACAGCUUUGGACUGGGCUAAACACUUUGGACAAACAGAAGUGGUUGACCUGUUGGAAUCCUAUUGUGCCUCACUAGAGUUUGGCAAUCUAGAUGAAAGUUCCUUGGUCCAUGUGAAUGCUGGAGAACUUAGUGCAGAAGACAGAGAACUCUUGAAAGCUUAUCAUCACAGUUUUGAUGAUGAAAAGGUGGAUCUUGACCUCAUUAUGCAUCUACUGUAUAAUAUCUGUCAUAGCUGUGAUGCAGGAGCAGUCUUAAUUUUCCUUCCUGGGUAUGAUGAGAUCGUUGGAUUGAGGGAUCGCAUACUGUUUGAUGACAAGAGGUUUGCUGAUAAUCCACAUAGGUUCCAAGUUUUUAUGUUGCAUUCAAAUAUGCAAACAUCAGACCAAAAGAAAGUGCUAAAGACUUCAUCCCCAGGCAUCCGCAAAAUAAUUCUUUCUACUAAUAUUGCUGAAACCAGCAUCACGGUAAACGAUGUUGUCUUUGUGAUUGAUUCUGGAAAGAUGAAAGAGAAAUCCUUUGAUGCAUUGAACUGUGUAACUAUGCUAAAGAUGGUAUGGAUUUCUAAAGCUAGUGCCAUCCAGAGAAAGGGAAGGGCAGGGCGUUGCCGGCCUGGAAUUUGUUUCCGACUUUUCAGCAAGCUCCGAUUCCAGAACAUGCUUGAAUUCCAGACUCCAGAACUCCUAAGAAUGCCUCUACAGGAGCUUUGUUUGCAUACAAAAUUGCUUGCUCCCAUCAACUGUCCAAUUGCUGACUUUUUAAUGAAAGCCCCAGAACCACCACCUGCUUUGAUAGUGAGAAAUGCUGUACAGAUGCUUAAGACAAUAGAUGCAAUGGAUACAUGGGAAGAUCUGACUGAACUUGGCUAUCAUUUGGCUGAUUUACCAGUAGAGCCUCAUCUUGGUAAAAUGGUGUUGUGUGCUGUUGUUCUGAAGUGCCUGGAUCCUAUUCUGACAAUUGCUUGUACUCUUGCAUAUCGUGACCCUUUUGUGCUACCCACGCAAGCCUCUCAAAAACGUGCAGCUAUGUUGUGCAGAAAGCGAUUUACAGCAGGAACAUUUAGUGACCAUAUGGCCCUUCUCCGUGCUUUCCAGGCAUGGCAGAAAGCCCGAAGUGAUGGCUGGGAAAGAGCUUUUUGUGAGAAGAACUUCCUUUCUCAGGCAACAAUGGAGAUUAUCAUAGGAAUGAGAACACAGUUGCUUGGACAGCUUAGAGCUUCAGGUUUCGUUAGAGCCAGAGGGGGUGGUGAUAUAAGAGAUGUUAACACAAAUUCAGAGAACUGGGCUGUGGUGAAAGGUGCCCUAGUGGCUGGAAUGUAUCCAAAUGUAGUUCAUGUUGACAGAGAGAACGUUGUCUUGACGGGACCAAAAGAAAAAAGAGUCCGAUUUCAUCCUACCUCUGUUCUGAGCCAGCCUCAAUAUAAAAAGAUUCCUCCAGCAAAUGGUCAAGUGGCAGCUAUUCAGGCACUCCCCACGGACUGGCUUAUAUAUGAUGAAAUGACUAGAGCCCAUAGAAUAGCCAACAUAAGGUGCUGUUCAGCUGUGACUCCAGUCACUGUGGCUCUUUUCUGUGGAUCAGCUAGGCUGCCAAGUAAUGCUUUACAGGAGCCUUCAUCCUUCAGAGUGGAUGGUGUCCUCAAUGACAGCAGUGAUAGCGAGAUGGAAGACAGAACAACAGCUAACUUGGCUUCACUGAAGCUGGAUGAAUGGCUCAAUUUCAAACUGGAUCCUGAGGCUGCUAGUUUACUGUUGCAACUGAGACAAAAAUGGCAUAGUUUAUUUCUACGGCGCAUGAGAGCUCCUUCAAAGCCUUGGUCUCAAGUUGAUGAGGCAACUAUACGAGCCAUCAUUGCAGUCUUAAGUACUGAAGAACAGUCUGCAGGUUUACAGCAACCUUCAGGAAUUGGGCAGAGACCAAGACCGAUGUCAUCUGAAGAACUUCCUGUAACAUCUUCUUGGAGAUCAAACACUAGCAGAAAAAGCUCAGCAGAAGCAGAAUUUGCAGAUGACUCUUUUAAUUCUGAAAGAGUUCUAAUGAAAUCUGCAUCUCCUGCAUUUCAACAACCACUGAAAUACAAAGAAAGAAGCAUUCUACACUCUAAACGUAGCAUGGAUGACAGGUCAGACCAGUUAUCCGUGAAAUCCACAGACAGUAACAGCUUCCCUAGCCCUUGUGCCAGUCCUUCUCCUCCAUCAUCAGGAAAGGGUUCCAAGCCUCCUUCUCCAAGGCCAAACAUGCCAGUUCGGUACUUUAUUAUGAAAAGCAGCAACUUAAGAAACCUUGAGAUUUCACAACAAAAAGGAAUUUGGUCUACAACUCCAAGUAACGAACGAAAACUGAAUCGCGCCUUUUGGGAAAGCAGUGUUGUUUACUUAAUAUUUUCUGUUCAAGGAUCAGGACACUUUCAGGGUUUUGCUCGAAUGUCUUCAGAGAUAGGACGUGAGAAAAGUCAGGACUGGGGAUCUACUGGUUUAGGAGGAGUAUUUAAGGUGGAAUGGAUCCGAAAAGAGAGUCUUCCCUUUCAGUUUGCACAUCAUUUGCUCAAUCCUUGGAAUGACAACAAGAAGGUACAAAUAAGCCGAGAUGGCCAGGAACUGGAGCCUCAGGUUGGUGAACAGUUGUUACAGCUGUGGGACCGUAUUCCUUUGGGGGAGAGAAACACAGCUGAUUGAACAUACAGCAGUAGAUCUGAGGUGCUGCUCAUGUGAAACAUGCAACCUGCUAAAACCAACAAUGCACUACAAGAGAGAAAUGUAAUUAAAUGGAUCCUGGAAUUCAGUGGCAUCCUUCCAAUACAGGAUGUAUUUGAUGCUGUGUACUUGUUUGAAGGAAAACAUACAGGCUGCUUUUAUUUUCAUUGGGAUGUUUGUUCUUAAUGAUUCAUGUGAUGUUUCAGAUAUUAAAUGGAGGACACCAAAGCAGACUGACAGCAUUAGUGAACGUUGAAUAGUGUUAUAACUAUUUAAUAUUGCAGAAGAAGAAACUGAGAUUAGUAAUAUUCACUAGUUUGAAUUAGAACCUGUUCAGACUAUGCUUGACUAAAAGACUUGCUUGGACUAAAAGAUGUGCAGCUUUCAGGACUACUACUGCUACUAGAAUAAAACAAUGAAAUUACAGUGGAUGGAGCCACUUCCUCUCAGAUUAAAUCCAGUUAAAAUUGUCACAUGAUGAGUGUGUCUUUUGUAAGAAAGCUGAACUCAAGAUGUUUAAUUUUAACUAUACUCUUUGCCAUUAUGUACUCUUAGAAAUGAGCAUUGACUUCUAAUACAGACUUAGUAAUAAGCAAACUCUGUAACAUUGAAAGAACGGGCAUUUUCAUGCAACUAUUUGGUGUAGACCUCAUCUCCAGAAUGGAUGUUAUUUUUCUUUACCAUUUCCCUAUUUCUUCUGACUUCAUUUUUUACAAAUUUUGUCUUUACAUUUCUACAUAUUUUUGAUUUAUUGAUGUCUUGUCCUUUAUUAGUUCUGACCUAUUAUAGUGUUUUCUAGGUGUGUUGUCUAAAUUGCUGUUCACGAGGGAAAGGAGAAAUGCCAUGCUGAACUUGAAAUAGGGCUGUCUUUGUGUAGCUUUUCCCCUACUGCACUCUGAAUAGGAGGGAUAGUUUCAGAGGUACAAACAUAAUUAUUAGCAGUCUUCAAAGCUAGUAAUAUAAAGAUGCCAGCUCUUUCCUGUAAACGGCUAAGUGAGAGGAAAAACCAUAAUGAAUGGUCUUGGUAGAAGCAAGGGGAAAUGCUCUUGUUCUCGGAAGAAUUAACUAGUAUUUCAAUAAAGAUUCUGGACUUGAAUUAAUUGGCUUUGUAACUUCAGUGUUUUUAAUAUUUUUACGUUCAGAUGAGUUUCCAUUGUACAUCCAUGUAGCUUUCUCUUGUUAAAUUUGACUAACAGUGAUCUUACAGUCAUGUCUUGAAUUUACCUGUUUACAGUUUGGAAAUAAGGUGUUUCUAGAAUAAAGUUAUUUUGCUUUUA